Molecule: messenger RNA, 3338 nt
Organism: Triplophysa rosa
Lineage: Eukaryota; Metazoa; Chordata; Actinopteri; Cypriniformes; Nemacheilidae
Gene: foxk2b
Product: forkhead box K2b
Exons: 9
Coding region: 119-1915 (598 amino acids)
Biological process (GO): regulation of transcription by RNA polymerase II
Molecular function (GO): protein binding; RNA polymerase II cis-regulatory region sequence-specific DNA binding; DNA-binding transcription factor activity, RNA polymerase II-specific
Source: RefSeq, a predicted model, not a curated record
UGUAUCGCGGCGGUGGGUCGAGUCGCCGCCGCUGCUGCUGGUGUCUCCGGUCGGGCACGUUUAUCGCUUCAUUCCCUCCGCGUUUUCCGUUCACAUAUCGAGCCGGUUCCGUGAUAAGAUGGCGGCGGUCGCCCGGUUGGAGGGUCGUGAGUUUGAGUACGUGAUGAAGAAGCGCUCGGUGACGGUGGGUCGGAACUCGUCGCAGGGCUCCGUGGACGUGAGCAUGGGCCACUCGAGCUUCAUCUCCCGGCGGCACCUGGAGAUCUUCACCGCUGCGGCGGACGACACGGGCGGCGGGGAAUUUUACCUGCGCUGUCUCGGGAAAAACGGGGUGUUCGUGGACGGCGUGUUCCUGCGGCGGGGGGCGCCACCCCUGCAGCUGCCCCGGUUGUGCACGUUUCGCUUUCCCAGCACCAAUAUAAAGAUCACGUUCACCGCGCUGGCCAGCGUCAAGCGUGAGAAGACCGAACCUGAAUCUCCAGUGAAAGCCGUUCAACCACAGAUCUCUCCUCUCACCAUCAACAUACCAGACAACAUCGCCCAUCUCAUGAGCCCCCUGCCCUCGCCCACCGGCACCAUCAGCGCUGCUAACUCGUGCCCGUCCAGUCCGCGGGGUGCGGGCUCCUCUGGGUACAGGAUGGGUCGGAUCGUGCCCGAUCUGCACCUCAUGAAUGAAAACUCUCAUUCUGAGAAUGACAAAGAGGCCUCUGAAGGAGACAGCCCGAAGGACGACUCCAAACCUCCGUACUCAUACGCUCAGCUGAUCGUUCAGGCCAUCACGCUGGCGCAGGACAAACAGUUAACACUAAAUGGCAUCUACACACACAUCACCAAGAAUUACCCGUACUACAGGACAGCAGAUAAGGGCUGGCAGAAUUCGAUCCGUCAUAACCUGUCCCUGAACCGGUACUUCAUCAAAGUCGCCCGCUCUCAAGAAGAGCCAGGCAAGGGUUCAUUCUGGAGGAUAGACCCCUCGUCCGAGAGCAAACUGGUGGAGCAGGCGUUCCGGAAACGCAGGCCGCGGGGAGUGCCCUGCUUCAGGACCCCGCUGGGACCCCUCUCAUCCAGGAGCGCUCCUGCAUCACCCAAUCACUCUGGGGUCCUCUCCGCCCACUCCAGUGGUGUUCAGACCCCCGACAGCCUAUCACGGGAAGGCUCACCUGUUCCUAUAGAGCCGGAGCCCGCCCUGGCCUCUGUUGCUGCCAUCCAACCAAAACUAGCUGUGAUUCAAGAGGCCCAUUUCACUCCCAACUCUGCUGCUUCUUCCAUCAGCAGUCAACCGGUUCUGAUCGCCGUCCAGCGCCCGUUAACUCAGACCAUGAAACCCGUCACGUACGCCCUGGCCACGCCGGUCACAUCCGCCACGUCUGCGCAGACGCUGAUGCAGACGGUGCACGUGGUACAUCAGAUCCCAACUAUGACGGUCAGCACCAUCAGCGGCAACCUGCAGCCGGCCAUCAAAACAGAGCCGCAAGAGAACGGAAAACCAGAGGAGGUUAAAGUGAAGGUAGAGCCACUUCCCACCAUCACUCGAGCCUCCAUCGGCUCGGCCAAUAGAAUCAUUCAGACCAGCUCCGUGGCCACGCCCCUCCAGACGGUUACCAUAUUGCAGCAAGCCCCACUGGGCCAGCACCAACUGCCAAUCAAAACCAUCACCCAAAACGGCACUCAUGUGAUGCCCAUCGCCACGGCGAUACAGAGUCAGGCCAGCUCAGUGUCAAGUCCAUUACACCUGUUGGCCGCUCACGCCUCCGCGUCCGCCUCCCUGCCAACCAAGCGUCAGAACGGGGAAAAGGCGAGCGAACCGCCCGAGAGCAAACGAUUGAAAAUGGAGGAAGAACAGAAAGCGAUCUCCGACCCGAAGGGAAACGCAGCGGAGACGGACUCCGCCCACCAGCGCUCCGGCCACGAUUAGUUCAUCGUUCAACAACGCCGCCGUCUCCACCUGCCACGUGUUUCUCACUUUUUAUUGUGUUUCUGCCCUUACACUUUUUAUUCCGCGCGGCUCGCAGUGCCAAACCCGAAGCUUUUACAUCGGACGACCGUCAUCACCCCUUCAAAGCUAUCGCAUCGCAAAACCACUUCAAAACUCUGUCUGGAAUAUCAUCUUUUACACGCAGACCUCCUUCGUGCAGCUGCCCGCUUUUCCGUUUUGUUACUCGAGAGCCAGAUCCAACAAAACGACAGAGCAACUGCCAUCCGGUCGUAACAUCGGCUGUUUUAUCACACCCUGCAGACGUCAGCUCGCGGAAGCAUCCGAUUGGCUCGGAUUCUGGGUCAUGAAGUUUGUUUUAUUAGCAAAGCACGCGUGGUCCUGGAGGAGUUGUGAUGUGUGAUUCCCUCCAGGAGCGAUCCACCCCUGCGCCAAUUCCACACCCAGAAUAUUGUAGCUCGGACGUUUCCAGGAGCUUCGUGGCCCGCGUGUUGUUUACACCAGAUGGAUUUCCUCGCGCCGGCGGAGGAACACGGGCUCAAAUCCAACAUUCCACACUGCGGCCAGGAAGAUAUCUCGGACUGGAGCGGUUUUAUGCAACGACGCACCAGGAACAGGUCUUUGGCACCCCGGCGUGAGUGUGUGCCGUGUUUUUGUAGUAGUGCGUGUUAGGGCUGUGUGUGGAGACCUGUCUCGGCCAAAGGGAACAAAAUCAAAACUCUUUUCGAAUAUUCGCAAACUUUCGGCAGCUAGACCAUCGACAUCGACCCCCUCACCGCCACCAACUCCUGCAGCCGCCGUAGUGGAUCUAUAUGCAGUAUUUCCUCGUUCAUGCGUGAAGCAUUAGGAUCUGGACGUGUUUGCAGUAUAGAGACGUUUUAAAAAGUAACAAUACCAAUAAUUCUAUAUAAAUAUAUAAGUGACAUACAGGCAGAAACGUUGUCUCUCUUCUUCUUUUGUAAGAUGAAAACCAAGUGUCAAUGGAGUAUUUCCUUUGUUUUUCGUUUUCGAGUCGGUCUUUUUUACGCGCACAUAUUUUCAUACUCUCACGGAUAAAAGAGAUGACGUGUCGUUUUCGUGUGUAGCUGAGCAUGAUGAACAGUACCUGAGCCGUCGAUUAAACAUGUCAACCAAAAGAGAAAAAAAAAAGAAAACGAAGAGAGAACCUGCUUUGAACCAGACCAGAGCUGCACUUGAUUCAACUGUUAUUUGUUUCGUUUCGUCUCGGUUUCGUUUACUUUUGUUUGGAGGCUGUUGUUGUGGUGGAGGCCGACUCUGUUCAGACCUGCGCGUCUGUUGACAGAUUCCAUGUGUUUCAAACAAAAGCAUAAAAACAAGAUUGAUGUUUGUUCUGCUUCAGUGGGUAAAUGCUUUUUUGUUUUUUUAUAAAUUAAUUUAAACCUUA